Molecule: messenger RNA, 600 nt
Organism: Phymastichus coffea
Lineage: Eukaryota; Metazoa; Arthropoda; Insecta; Hymenoptera; Eulophidae
Exons: 2
Coding region: 1-600 (199 amino acids)
Source: RefSeq, a predicted model, not a curated record
AUGAUUAAUGAUAUGCACAAACAAGGGGUUAUCGAGGAAUCAUCAAGUUCUUGGUGUUCUCCAGUAGUAUUAAAACGAAAGAAAGACGACACUUGGAGAUUUUGUGUUGAUUUCAGAAAGUUGAACGAUAAGACAAUCAAAGAUUCAUAUCCUUUACCUAGAAUCAAUCAAACUUUAGAUAAGUUAGCUGGUAACUCUUGGUUUUCGACUUUGGAUCUUGAGAGCGGAUAUUGGCAGGUUAAGAUCCGUCCAGAGGACAGAGAAAAGACAGCUUUUUCAAUAGCUUACAGAUCUUCGAUACAUGCAACAACAGGAGUUACUCCAGCCGAGAUGGUUACUGGAUUUGACUUACGACUUCCAUUGGACCUCAUGCGUGGAUCUCCACCCACUGAUGAUCUAUUUAUCCCCGGAACCUACAUACACAAACUCAAGACUACACUCAACAAAAUCCACCAUUUUGCAAGACUCAACAUUGGAAUUUAUUCUCAAAAAACAAAGAAAACCUACAACAGAACAGCUCGAAAAGUUGAUUUUCAAGAUGAUCAAAAAGUUUGGUUUUACAAUCCUCGUUGCAUCAAGGGUAAAACACCAAAACUCUAA